Molecule: messenger RNA, 1851 nt
Organism: Helianthus annuus (common sunflower)
Lineage: Eukaryota; Viridiplantae; Streptophyta; Magnoliopsida; Asterales; Asteraceae
Product: protein POLLENLESS 3-LIKE 2
Exons: 4
Coding region: 182-1645 (487 amino acids)
Molecular function (GO): protein binding
Source: RefSeq, a predicted model, not a curated record
UCACUAAAAUCCACCGUAUCUCCGCUCUUCACAAUCAUCUUUCUCUCUCACUUUCUCUCUCUAACCCACCGCCGUAUCUUACUCUCGCUCAUCCCUCCGCCACCGUUGCAGCGGUGGUUUUCAUUCUACAUCUACAUACACAAUUAUUUAAACAACCCUUUAACAUAUUACUUAUUUCAAGAUGAUGCAAGAUAUGUGGAAUGCACCACCAGGUUUCCGAUCCACCAAAUCGGCCCCGUCGUCUCCGGCGAAGCCCGUCACUGGUGGGGUAUUGAGAACUCGGUCAGAAUCGUUCAAUUUGAACUCAACUCGGUCUGACUCGUUCAACUCGAACUUGACUCGGUCCGAGUCGUUUCAUGUGACUCACAAGGUCCCAGUUGGUGAUUCCCCUUAUGUCAGAGCCAAAAAUGUUCAGUUGGUUGAGAAGGAUCCGGAGAGGGCGAUACCGUUGUUCUGGGCAGCCAUUAACGCUGGGGAUCGAGUGGAUAGCGCGCUGAAAGAUAUGGCGAUUGUUAUGAAGCAACAGAAUCGGGCUGAAGAAGCGAUUGAAGCUAUUAAGUCUUUGCGAAGAAGGUGUUCGGAUCAGGCUCAAGAGUCUCUAGAUAACAUUCUUUUGGAUCUCUACAAGAGAUGUGGAAGAUUGGAUGAUCAGAUUGGAUUGUUGAGGCACAAGUUGUUCUUGAUUCAACAAGGGAUGGCUUUCAAUGGGAAGCGAACGAAAACCGCACGAUCCCAAGGGAAGAAAUUUCAAGUUUCGGUUGAGCAGGAGGCAACUCGGCUGCUGGGGAAUUUGGGCUGGGCAUUGAUGCAACAGAACAACUAUGUAGAAGCCGAAGAUGCAUACCGAAGGGCGUUAUUGAUCGCGCCCGAUAACAACAAGAUGUGCAAUCUUGGAAUAUGUUUGAUGAAACAAGGGCGGCUCGGUGAGGCUAAGGAGACGCUUGGGCUCGUUAAGCCCGCUGUUGCAGACGGGCCACGAGGGGUGGACUCCCAUCUCAAGGCGUACGAGCGAGCGCAACAAAUGUUAAGCGAUCUCAAAUCGGAGAUGAUGGUGAACAGCAGUGGAGAUCGCGUCGAACAGAGGAAGCUGUUCGACGCGUUCUUGGGCUCGUCCGCCGUUUGGCAGCCGCAGCCGUGUAAAGAGCAUCUGUCUUUACCUCCUCCUUCAAACCCUAGCAAAACGCAAGACGGGUUCGCUAACGAGAAUGCGAAUAACGCAAACAUUUUAGCGAAUGCAAACAGCGGGAAGGAUCGGGUGAUGGGUGGGAAUAUUGGGAAUUCGAAUUCGCUGAAUGUAGCCGCGAAGCCAUUCUACGUGUCGAAUGUGGCGAAAAGUAGUGAAAAUGUAAUAGGGGAGGGGCUAAAGAGAUCAAGGUCUAUAAAUGCUGCUGCCAUGACUGGAGACAAAGAAUCCGAAGCCGCAAACAAGGCGCGGAGGAAGUCGAACUCGCCCGAGAAAACUAGCGACUGGAGCGCGCUUUUGCCAGACAGCGAGGACUUCGAAGAGGCUAUAAUCGCUGCGGUUUUGGGGUCGAGUGGGGAAGCGGAGAAGAUGAAGUUGGGUGGGAAAGGGAAGGUGGUUGUUCAGAAGAGGCUGAAGGUGUUUCAAGAUAUAACUCAGUCAGUUAGUAGUCCAAGAGCUUGAGGGGGGUAAAGAGUUGCUGACAUAGAAUGGAGGGAGAUAGACUUGUUCUCCUGUGACUGCAUUAUUGGUGUAGUGUUUGUGAUGUGUUGUUGAGUGUUUGUGCACCAACACAACAAGGUUAACUUUUUUUAAUUCUUAUUUGCCUUAAAAUGGAGGCUAAAGUUGAAAUAAACUAAUGCAAUUUAUCAAUUGAUUUUUUGAAUGCA